Molecule: messenger RNA, 1714 nt
Organism: Stylophora pistillata
Lineage: Eukaryota; Metazoa; Cnidaria; Anthozoa; Scleractinia; Pocilloporidae
Product: receptor-binding cancer antigen expressed on SiSo cells
Cellular component (GO): secretory granule
Source: RefSeq, a predicted model, not a curated record
AAUCACAGUUUUGAUUUCAAUAUUAUUACUGAUCACACUGUGGAGCAAUGAGCUUAAUUUUGUCAAGGUGAGGUGGUGGUAACCGGUCAAGUCAACCGAAAGUCAUCUCGCACGAAGUCAUGUCGCCUGGAACCUAAAGUCGUUUUUCAAAACUACAAUCACUUUGUAAGCAAAGUGCAUAAUUAACAACUGUAGAGUGACGUCCGUGUUUCAGUUUUGGAAUGAAAUUGGUGAUGUGCCUUCCCUUUGAUAGACUUUAAUAAAAUGUAGAUGCAGAUGAAAGAAUGAAAUUCUUUGUCUUAUCGAAAAACUUUAAAGCAGAUUGUUGAAACAGCAAUUGCUUUACGGCGCGAAGGACUGAGGCGACUCAACCCCAGUACCCUCUCGAUAAGCAGCCAUGUUUCUUUCUUAACCACUACGAACAAAGUAUGAAGAUAAUGCACUUUAAUUUUCGUCGUUUCUUUAGUUGUUUCUCGUUUUUUAUAACUUUUAUUAAGAAAAUUUUAUUUAGAGGCCGUCAAAGAAAAUCUAGCCAGAGCGAUAAGGAUAGCAUACCAACUUCGGUAGCUGUGAGCCGAGACCAAGCUUUAGAGGGUGAGGGGGAAUGGGAGGAAUGGGAUCAAAUGGAAGAGUUCAGCGUGAAAGUUGAACCAGCGUGUGGUCCACAACAGCCUUCUGCUGAGGAGGAUCUCUUCCAUGACAUGACUCCUGUCUUUCAAAAACCAAAGAAGAUUGUUGUUAAGAAGAAUAAAGGUUACCCUGAUGGUGGUUAUAAUACACGCACAGAGACUUCACCAAGUCGUUUAAACUUUGACAUGAAUUACACCCCUGUAGAGCCUGAGCUGGGUACUUGGAAUGAUGAUUCAACUUCAGUAUGGGAUGAGGAAGCUGUUUCAGAAAAAGACAUUGAGUGGGAAACAGAAAAAUUAGUGAAAGAAAGAAAACAGGCAGAGAGAGAACGACGUGCUAUGGAACAACAAAGAAGGAGAGAAGAAAGGGAAGCACUGAAGCACAUGGACAAAAAAACGCAAGGACAUCUUGGAGUCAGACUAUCUACGUAACAUUGUAACAAACACAUGCAGGAUUCUUCUCUCUGGGCCUUCAGAAUUAGUGUAAUAAUUGUCACUGUCAAAGGGUUAUCAGUAUUAAAAUUCUCCUUACAAUUUAAAUAUACAAUCAAGUAAAACAGUUGUGAGAGUUUGGAAAGUAAGAAGAAUAUGGUCUCGAAUUAAUAUCAAGUUAUCGGUGACAGCCACCAAAAUAAGUUCAUGGCUUUCAUUGGGACAGUUUUUGUUUUUUUUUUAGUGAAAAGGAUGAAAUAGCUGCACAUGUUUUGAGUUAGUCUCUACUGAUGACAUUCAAGUAGAGUUUUAAAGAAGUAUUGUUACAGAGAAGAGGAUAGGGUUUAAGGCUUUAAUUAGAUUGCAAAAAGGCAGAUUGUAGAAGGAAUUUCUGGGCUUGUUUGCUGUGGUCAGAUCUGUAAGUGACCCUGCAAAAAUGUUAGUUACAUGGAAAGGAGUAUUGUUUGAUAUUUGUGUCCAGUUAUUUGGGUGUGAACUGUCCAACAGUAGGAUGAAGGCCAAUAUUAGUGCUUUUAAUGGGACAAAUUUCCAUCUUUGCAUAUGUAUCUUGAAGAAGGUAGGGUUUGAGGGCUAACUAGAUAGCAGAAUUUAUGAAAACAGGUUUUAAGAAUAAACAAUUGAUGGAAGACUUG